Messenger RNA from Prunus armeniaca (apricot), 204 nucleotides. NCBI's taxonomy places the organism in Eukaryota, Viridiplantae, Streptophyta, Magnoliopsida, Rosales, Rosaceae. The record is from the annotation of a GenBank genome assembly.
AUGAAUGGUAGGGCAAGAGGAGGAAGGAAGCUUCGGUCCAGAGCCACCCACUCCCAAGAGAUGCCUUCAGGAUACGGCAUAUCCAGAAGGCUCGCGGUACUGCAUCUCAAACUGGAUCAGCUUCAUUGUAGAAAAGCAGAGGAAGCUGAAAAGGAAAAUGGAGAAAUAAACGGAGAUUGGGGGUGGAGGAGGAUUCCCAGUUGA